CCUUCGACGAAGGUCUGCUUUGGGAUAAUGUAGCCUCAGGCUCGGCAUGAAGCUCGACUGCUCCAUGCAGGUUCGAAAUCCGGCUAGUAAAAAGUCAUUGUCCCACUAUUCUCAGCUAGAGGAUCUGCGAAUCUGACAUUCUCGAGAGAAAGCGACUUCGGAACCCGAUGCAAAGAUCCGCCUGAGAUUCGAUUUGCAGGUUCGGGAAAGUAAACUGUGGCCGAUCCGACAAGGGAGUGAGUGAGUCAUUUGCUUCUGACCCUCCCCUGAAUUGUAGAGGAUUACGUCCGUCAAAAUAUCAGACUCGAGUGAAUGAUCGAUCAGCUAUGCCGCGCUAGAAGAGAGAGGUUUCUACAUAGUGUGGGAUUCUCGGGUGGUGGCGUAGUGUGGAAUUUGGCGCUGUAAGAGGGUUGAAGGCUGCUUGGAGUCGAUAACGAUUGGGUAGGCCAUGGAGGCCUGUGUUGCGUCAGUUGUAUCUGGACCGUGUACUCUCGGCGGAGUGAGGAGGAGCAAUGGUCUGCUUCCGUUGCGGAAUUCCAGGAAUUUGGUCGCGCGUGCAGUUGCCACUCCUGCUACUGAGAGCUCGGAGGACCGUGGAGGGGCUCAAGUGAGCAACGAAUUCCCUCAAACUUCAGGACAGGAGUCUUUAAGGCUUGAGCCUGCCAAGAAAUUGAAAAAAAAGUCGUCACAGUGGUCGACUGGAAAUGCUCCUGGAGAAUAUGGAGGCCCUCCGCUGGAAACAGGACUCCGGAAAAUGUGGGGUGGUGAUAAUUCAGACCCGCUUCAAUCCGAUGGCGAGUAUAUCUGGAAGAAAAAAUGGCAGCCUUAUGUCGAAACUCCUCCCGCGGAAAUGGUCCCGCCUGCAGCCGUGAAGGACAAGGAACCAGAUUCGGGCUUUCUCAGUCUUAACAGAGCAAUUGCACUGGACAGUAUGGAUGUGGAUCUGAGUAAGGAGUUGAUGCGCCCAUCCAAAGCCACACUCGAACGGCAAGUUCAAGAGGCCCGCAAUGUUGAGGCUGCAGCAGAGCAGAGAUUGCAAAAGGAGAAGGUGAAGUGGCGUUUUGCCCCUUCCAAACGCGAGGAGAUUAGGUGGACGUCAGCUCGGAAAGCCACCACGGGAGGCAUGGAAAAAAUGGCCCGUGAGCUCGGACGGAAGCAAAUAGACCCUAAGGUAGCUGCAGAGGCGGAAAGGAUUCGCUACCUAAAGCUCAAGCGAGAUCUUCAAAUUACCACGCUUGUCAUUGGAGGAUUAUCGGCUGUGGGUACUUACUUUGCGUAUUCACCACAAAUUGCUGCAAGCUAUGGAGCAGGGCUGGUAGGUGCACUGGUUUAUGUCCGUAUGCUGGGAAGUAGUGUUGAUUCAAUUGGAGCGCAGGAUGCAGGAUCAGCGGCAAGAGGAGCUUUGGGACAACCACGACUGUUGGUACCUGUUGUCCUUGUGAUGGUCUACAACCGAUGGAACGCGCUAGCGGUGCCCGAAUUGGAUGUUAUGAGUUUGCAGCUCAUUCCCAUGCUUGUGGGGUUCUUUACAUACAAAGCGGCUACUUUAGUGGAGACAUUCAAAGAACUACUGCCGAACCAGGCUGAAGAAAGUCUUUGAAUUACAGAUUUAGAACAAUCAUUUGUCGAACUUUUAUCACCUACCAAAACGAGUAAAAUUUGUCAGAUAGACCUUCACCGGCAUUUACUUCUAGUUACAGUUGCCUCAAGGUGCACACAUUGUUUCGUUGUACAUAUAGUGCGUGACAUGGUCGCGAUCCCCCUUCCAAUCGAUGCCGGCACUUUCUCGUGAUUUGCAUGUAGGCUAGAUUGCAUCCGGAUCAAAACAAUGAUACCAACUUUUCUGGUCUCAGUGUAAAACUCUGCCACUUAAAACUUUCAUCUUUCAGUUGCUU
This is a messenger RNA of Marchantia polymorpha subsp. ruderalis, 1895 nucleotides long. Lineage: Eukaryota; Viridiplantae; Streptophyta; Marchantiopsida; Marchantiales; Marchantiaceae. The record is from the annotation of a GenBank genome assembly.